This is a messenger RNA of Aspergillus thermomutatus, 1278 nucleotides long. RefSeq names its product acyl-CoA dehydrogenase family protein. The transcript has 5 exons. The record is from RefSeq and is a predicted model, not a curated record. Lineage: Eukaryota; Fungi; Ascomycota; Eurotiomycetes; Eurotiales; Aspergillaceae. Gene Ontology annotation, molecular function: flavin adenine dinucleotide binding. Gene Ontology annotation, biological process: butyrate catabolic process; fatty acid beta-oxidation using acyl-CoA dehydrogenase. The coding region runs from base 1 to 1278 and encodes 425 amino acids.
AUGGUCGACUUCACCCUCUCCAACUCCGAACAGCAAACAAGAGCGGCAGCGCGCAGCUUCGCCGCUACCCACUUAUCUGGCGCUCAAGCAAUAUAUGCUGAACUCCCAACACCCGAACAGCGAUUUCAAAGUCUCCAACCCAUCUAUGCAGCCGCGGUCAAGGCUAAUCUCAUCAAGGCCCAGGUGCCGGCCCAAAUCGGGGGCAGUAGUACGAAUUUAGUCGAGGCUGCUAUCCUAGUCGAGGAGUUCUACGCCGUCGAGGCAUCCGCUUCAUUAACCAUUUUCGGAACCGGACUGGGCUUGACGCCUGUCGCGCUGGCUUAUCGGCGUUCAUUGCAGAAAUUCCUGGAUCCCUUUCUUGCAUGCGAGGGUUCGCCGCUUGCUUCGUUGGUGUUUUCUGAGCCGGCUGGCGUGGCGAACUGGUUGGAACCUGGAGCGCCUGGAUUGCAAACAACAGCACGCCGCGAGGGAGACGAGUGGGUUCUCGAUGGUGAAAAGAUAUGGGCGACCAACUCCGCCGGCUGGGACUUCCGAGGCGCCGAUCUCAGUUGCGUGGUAUGUCGCUGCGUUGAUGAGGACGCGGUUGCGCAGGCAUCCUGCCCCCAGGACCUUAUCAUGAUUCUCCUGGUUACCCGGGAGAAUAUCAAGAGGAACGGACCGGACUGCUUCCGGGUACUCAAGCAUGUUGAGACGGCGGGACACAAAGCGACCUCUGGUCCGCAUAUCAAAUACACGAACCUCCGGGUCCCAGUCGAAAACGUGCUCUGCUCGCCAGGCACCGGUGCUCCCAUCGUGCUACACUCCUUUGAGAUCUCGGUAGGAGCAAUGGGCGUCGGAGUCCAACGAGCCGUAUUCGAUGCCGCACUGGCAUUUUCACGGGAUCCACGCGGUGGCACCGUCCCCAUCGCUCAGCGCCAGUCCGUUGCGGAUCUUCUGAUCAACAUCAAAAUGCGGACGGAGACCUCGCGGUACCUGACCUGGAAAGCUGCGCACUGUUUGACGUCGGGUCCGGGUGAGCAUGCACAGCGGCGGGAGCAUGCACUGCUGGCGAAGGUAUAUUGUUCCGAUGCGGCGGUGCAGUCGUGUCUCGACGCUAUCAAUGCGGUGGGGGUGUCGGCGUACAACGUUGAGACGCCGUUUGCUGCUCUGCUCGCCACUGCGCUGGUCCUGCCUAUUUUUGACGGAGGGAAUGUGGGAAUCCGCCGGAGGGCGUUGCAGGAUUUGUUCCUUGAAGAAGGAUAUCAGCCAUGGGGAACGACUUUUGGAUUUGAUGACUAG